GUACUGUUAUAGUUGAACAUCUGCCAGAAAUAACAAUGAUUGGCAUAAACAGGCCAGAAAAAAGAAACUGUGUCAAUUCUUCAACAGCAGCAGCUCUUCUGCAAGCUUUUCAAGACUUUGAUAAGGAUGACUCUUCAAAAGUUGCUGUGCUGUAUGGAGUUGGAGGCAACUUUUGUGCUGGCUUUGACUUGAAGGAACUAAGUGAUAAGCCUCCUGAGUCACUUGCUUCCAGUGAUCGAGGACCUAUGGGUCCAUCACGGUACGAAACCAAGAAACCUGUGAUAGCUGCUGUGGAAGGCUUUGCAGUGGCUGGUGGGCUUGAGUUAGCCUUAUGGUGUGACCUUCGUGUUAUUGAAGAAACCGCUGUAAUGGGAGUCUUCUGCAGAAGGUUUGGUGUUCCUUUAAUUGAUGGUGGAACAGUCCGCUUGCCAGCCAUUGUUGGUCUUGGACGUGCUCUUGAUCUGAUCCUAACUGGCAGAGCAAUUAAAGGGAAAGAAGCUGCUGAGUGGGGUCUAGCCACUCGUCUAGUAGCAUGUGGUACAGCUAUAGGGCAAGCACUCAACCUGGCUCAGUCCUUGAUCAAGUUUCCACAAAAAUGCAUGCUGGUUGAUCGAGCUUCUACCUUCAAUGCAACAUUUAAUGCAAAAUCUCUGCAAGAAGCUCUACAGUUUGAACAUGAAAAUGGAAUACCAGUAGUUAUGGAGGAAUCUGUUGUAGGAGCACAAAAGUUUGUUGAUGGAAUUGGUCGACAUGGCAAAUUUCACCUGGAUCCCCCAUUCAUCCCAGAGAAAGCCAAGUUAUAAAAUGAUGAAAGCCUUUAAACAAAUUUGUUUGGGUUUUAUAUAGAUCAUGUAUUCUUUUUCUUAUUCUGUAAUAAAGCUAAAUUUUCAAAA
This is a messenger RNA of Cherax quadricarinatus, 893 nucleotides long. NCBI's taxonomy places the organism in Eukaryota, Metazoa, Arthropoda, Malacostraca, Decapoda, Parastacidae. The record is from RefSeq and is a predicted model, not a curated record.